Molecule: messenger RNA, 2486 nt
Organism: Acanthaster planci (crown-of-thorns starfish)
Lineage: Eukaryota; Metazoa; Echinodermata; Asteroidea; Valvatida; Acanthasteridae
Product: plexin-B-like
Biological process (GO): negative regulation of cell adhesion; positive regulation of axonogenesis; regulation of GTPase activity
Cellular component (GO): semaphorin receptor complex; plasma membrane
Molecular function (GO): semaphorin receptor activity; protein binding
Source: RefSeq, a predicted model, not a curated record
UUUUCCGUUGUUUGUCGUUUACAGAACCCUGUUUUGCACGAUUUCAGCCCCAAGACUGGCCCUCAAUCCGGAGGAACACGGAUUGCAAUCUACGGUGAAUUCCUUGAUGUUGGAAGAAACAUCAACGUUUUACUUGGAAGUACCCCAUGCUUGGUUGAAAGGUCCGAUGUCAAUGACAGCAGAAUAAUCUGCCAAACUUCCAGCGUCGGCCAGCUCGGUUCCUGGUCACUUUAUGUGUUUUUCGAUGGUGCAGUACGGUUUUCCCAAGGGCAGUUCACAUAUGUCCAAGAUCCAGUGGUGUCGGGAUUAGAUCCCUCAACUAGCAUCUUGUUGGGUGGUCGAAAGCUUCAAGUUAGUGGAUCUGGUUUUUCUGUUCUACAACGAACUCAGAUAUUAGUUAUUAUUCAAAGCAACCAACGGGAAUUUAUUGAGGACUGCAGUGUAGAAAGUGACGAAGUCAUGCACUGCAUUUCCCCAAGAAUUGAUGCUGUUCCAAACCAAACACUUUCAAGCGAUACGUUUUUGAACGUUUCUACUGGCUUCAUCAUGGACGCGGUCACCUCACUUCGCACCUGGUGUUCCGAUCCAAAUUCCUGUACGCUGCUGAAGUAUUACCCGAAUCCCAAAUAUUACACUUUUGAUGACCCACUUUAUGGAUACGAGGAUGGAAUUGCUGAAAUGAACGGAGACACUCUGAUCGUCCGUGGAGACCUUCUUGAUCUUGCUAUUACUAAUAACGAAAUCACUGUCUACGUUGGACGGGAUAUUUGUACCGACAUCACCCUAGAUAGGAGUGCUUUGGGUUGCAAAGUGCCGCAAACACAACUUGAGGCCGGUGAUAAUCUGGGGAGAAAAACCUCCAGAAACCUGCCAUUUGUCCGGGUGUUUCAUGGCACAAAUGUGGUCUUUGACAUCGGAUACAUCCGUUCUCCCAGCCAGUCAAACGCAGCCCUCAUCGUGAGUCUUAUCAGCGCAGUUGCCAUCUUAGGCGUUACGAUCUUGGCUGUGGUGCUGUACAAGAAAUCCAAGGCCGCCCGAAGAGAAGUUGAGGAGCGACGGACCGACCUGGUCAAGAUGACGAUUGAAAAGACCGAAGCUGUGAUUACUGUUUCCGGAGGCUUUCAUGAGAAUGCCAGAGAAUGAUGAAACAUUGACACCUUUAUGACGGAAUUAAUAAUACCCACGUUUUUUGCAGUAAUGUGAUCAUUAAAAGUUAGCUAUCGCUGUAAUAAUCAGAAACUUAUGUUGUUGAUUUAAUGUCUAUUUAACCAGAAGUACCUUCUGAUCGAAUGAAGAUUAAACUUCGCCGACAAUUUGGCUUUCCAGUGUUUCAACUUCAUUGAGUCAAUUGUUCCUAUUCAUUUACACAGGAAGUUAUAAGGUUUCCAUUCUUUAGAGUUGAUAGCGUCUUAUUUCCUUUUAUGUAUACUGUCUAAAAACCUGUAGAAAAAAGGAGCUGUAACCCAGAAAUAAUUUAUAUACUUUUAACGGUCAUUUUCCUUAUUUUUUCCUGAUUGGUAAACCUGAUUUUUCACACACUCCAGUGUUUGUCGAUUUUCUGUUAAGUACCGUUAACUGAUUUAAUUAAUACAAUGACUGAACGUUUUAUGGGACGUCAUCAUUUUUUUUUUCAUUUAAAUUUUUUGUAAUUUCUCUCUAUAAGAUUUGGCCACAUACGCACACAAAUUAUACAGCACUUUGUGACCAGUCCCUGUUGGACUACUUUUUCAUGCUAGGUUUACCUUUUGUAUAAAAGCAAGUACUCUCAUUAUUUUAAGACGUUUUAAAUGUCAGAUGUAUAACAUAUUGCUUUUUUUAUGUAUGUCGCAGGGCUCUAUAAUCUAUAAUCUCUAUAACCCUCUAUAUAGGAUUUAAUCUUAAUGACAUGUCAGGAAAUGCUGAGUGUUGCUUAGAAUGUGUUAAAAAUAAGGAAAACUUGUUAAGCUCACAUUUUUAAAAAGGAAGCUUUGUAGUUUAAAUGUAAGCCAAGUUGAACUUCAUUGCAUUUUACAAAUUGAUAACUGCAGUAUGAGUCAAUUCCAUUAUAAGGAAGAUCAAAAUUAAUUCAAACACGGCUUCUGUUGUAGCAAUUAUGAGCAUUAAAAAAGAGGUUUUAUGCUUUCAUGUGAAAUGAAACAUAAUUCAGUUCGCACGGUUCGAAAACAUUUCAUGUUUCAACCCACGAUCUAAAUGAUGUGAUACACGCUAGUAGGCAGUAUCAAAUACUCGGACAAAAUUCUCCAACGUACGCUGUGCAUGACUCGGACAUGUUUCCUCAUAAAGUUGGUUGUUUUGAUCUCCUGACUCUGAGUUCAGGCGUGUAGUCAGGUUUCCUUGUAGCUCAAAAUUCCCACAGUACUCCCCGAUUUUGCUAAAUAAAGGAUGUGAGAAAACCGUCAUUCAUAGCCACGCUGAAACAUUGUUCACGUGAAGACAAACCACGGAUACUGAGGCAAGAAAUAAAGUACAGUGGUGAUAGCGUUCAA